Messenger RNA from Microplitis mediator, 2403 nucleotides. It is a transcript of the gene Rsph4a, whose product is annotated as radial spoke head protein 4 homolog A. Gene Ontology annotation, biological process: cilium movement involved in cell motility; axoneme assembly; cilium assembly. The transcript is spliced from 12 exons. Gene Ontology annotation, cellular component: radial spoke; axoneme. Bases 439 to 2262 code for a protein of 607 amino acids. The record is from RefSeq and is a predicted model, not a curated record. Lineage: Eukaryota; Metazoa; Arthropoda; Insecta; Hymenoptera; Braconidae.
AUACAUAACACUCGAAAGCAUCUUAUCGACAAUUUAAUUUUAGCUUUCAAAACCUCCCAUUUUUGAGUGCGGGUUCGUUAAUAAAAUUGGGUCAUUCGAUAAGCCAUGCGGUAUAUUACGAAUACGAUAGUAAAAUUUAGUAAAGUAAAAAAAAAAAAGAUGAAAAAUAAAGGGGAAUUCUUUCCGAGUUUGACCGGAUGUUAACGAUCGGAUGUGUAACAGCAUAAUAAUAAAAAAACAAGAGAGCAGAAAAAAAAAAUAAAAGAAAUAAAGAAAGAGAUAAAUAAAAAGAUAAAAUAGACAAAUGAAAAAUGAAUGCCUGAAAUAUGAAGAUAGUCGUUAUAUAUGAUUCGAUUAAAUUCGAUAACCCAGAUGUGUAUUUGACACAGACGAUUGACAUUUUGAUUGACGUGAUUAAAGAAAAUCAAUUCAAAGCGCAUGCCUUUGUCGUGUAAAAUUGAACAAGCACCUGAACCGGAACUUUUGACAAUUCAGCAUGAUAUCCAGAGUGCAAAGGUGUUUCUUAAGAGACAUAGUACAGAUUCUGGAGAUAAUUUAUAUGAUCACUUGUCUGAACUUUUGGAGAAAAUUAUUUCCGAACAACCCCAAAACGCAGUUGAUUUUUUUGAAGAAUAUAGUCGUCAAUUAAAAGAAAACAGAUUUAAAAAACCUUCUGACAUUCAACAAGUUUAUAUCCCACCAAUUGAAUACAUCGAAACAACAAAACUUUUAAAACUUUUUAAAACCAAUAAAAAAGUAAAUAUGAAAGAUCAUGAUGAAGUGACGGAAAAUUCGAUUCCCAAUUUAUUAGAGUUAGUUUAUUAUUUAGAACAAAUUGGCGUUGGUCUCCCAAAAUCGGAAUGUAUUUCAUUGAACCUCAGUAUUCGACAACUUGUUAAUGACAAAGAACUAACUAAUGUUCGAUUCUGGGGUAAGAUUCUUGGAAGUCCGAAGAACUACUGCAUUGUUGAGGCAGAACUUUAUAAGAAAGAGCUUUCUCGUCGACUGAGAGAAGAAGCUGAUGAAAACCUAAAAAUUGGAGAAGAAAAAAUUGAAGCUAUUAAAGAGUUAAAUGAAAAUAAUGAAAAUAGUAUCAGUAGUGUUCUUGGAAAUCUUAGUGAUGAUAAGAAUAAAUUUAAUAAGCUCAAUUUUCCUAUUCCACCAUUACCUAAAAGUGGCGAUAGAAUUAUAGUACCGGAAACGACAGCUGAAAGGAUUGGAACUGGUUCGAAUAAAAAGGUUUACUUUGUGUGCAAUUCUCCAGGAUUAGAUGACUGGAUCGAAUUGCCAUCAGUCACGCCGCAACAAAUUGUAGUAGCAAGACAAAUCAUCCGGCAUUUCACGGGAUGUCUCGAGACUACGAUACAACAAACUUUCCCUUAUUUUCCUGGAAAUGAAGGAAAUUAUCUUCGUGCUCAGAUUGCACGAAUUACUGCAACUACACUUAUUUCUCCUAUUGGAUACUUCACAUUUGAAAAUUUUGAUGAAAGUGAUAAAGAAGAAAUGAAAGAAGAAUUAACCAUGAAUCCAAAUUAUAAUCCAUUAUCUACGAAAGAUUUAAUUGAUCCAUCUUUAUUACAUUGGUGUCAUCACAGUCCUUAUAUUUAUAAAAGUGGACAAACGACUUGGAAGAAUUUUUCUAAACAGAAAGAAAAGUUAAGUGAAGAAAAAGAGAGAAAAGGCGACGGAGCUGUGAAAAAAGUCAAAAAUAAAAUGAAGAAUAAAGUAGGUCCAUCAUUAUUAACAUCAUUAUCAGAAGACACUUUGUUAGAUGCAGUGCCACCAUGGACUACUAGGGUGUCAUCUGAAAUUCAACUGGACACAGCAAUUGCUACUGUCAGAUCUAAUUUAUGGCCGGGAGCUAUUGCAUUUGCCAAGGACAAGAUAUGUGGCAAUGUGUAUAUUGGAUCGGGGCAUAAACAUGACGUUUGUGAUUAUUGCUCACUAAAAAUUCCACUUAUGCAAGAUCAAUAUGAAAUAGGUCCGGAAAUUAUGGAAGCACAAGAUCCUACUUUUGAAGAUGAAGAAAAUUAUUGCGCAUCUCAAUUACCGAUAUCGGAAAAUCCAAAUUUAGAACAAAAAUCGGAUAAACAAGAAGAGGAAGAUGAUAAUGAUGAUGAUGAUGAUGAUGAUGAUGAAGGGGAGGAGGAAGAUGAGAAAGAAGAAGAAGAGGAGAAGGAGGAAGACGAUGACGAUGACGAUGACGAUGACGAUGACGAUGACGAAGACGAAGAUGAUGAUACAGAAGAAGAAAGUGAUUAGAAAAAAAAAAAUCCAACAAAUUCAAUCCGUUCUUCAUCUGUAUUUAUAAUUUAAUAAUUAUUAUACAAUUAUAAUUGGAGUUUAUUAAUAAAAAAUUUAGAACAAUCAUUCAUUAUCACUACGGUUGCAUCGUAGUCUCUU